This is a messenger RNA of Toxoplasma gondii ME49, 3808 nucleotides long. Its product is annotated as Met-10+ like-protein. The transcript is spliced from 12 exons. Bases 749 to 3433 code for a protein of 894 amino acids. Gene Ontology annotation, biological process: tRNA N1-guanine methylation. Lineage: Eukaryota; Apicomplexa; Conoidasida; Eucoccidiorida; Sarcocystidae. Gene Ontology annotation, cellular component: cytoplasm. The record is from RefSeq and is a predicted model, not a curated record.
UCUGCAACCGAAAGCCACAAAAAGGAAGACGCGCCCGGCGAACGAGGUCUUCUGCGGAGAGUGAGAGUCCGGAUGGACCCAGCCGAGGCGCUCGAGUUCUCGUCUGUUGCUCAGAAAAAGAGGAAAGCUUCGAUCCCAAAAACAGAAGAAAAAUGACAAGACAAAGAAGCAACGCUGUCGCCGAGCACGCGCCGGCCAGCGUCGAGAGGGGGGUGGGCAUGUCGCUUUUUUGCGAAGCGAACGCAUGCACAAAAAGGAAAACACUCGGGGCUCGAUGGAGAAAAUCGAAGCUUUUCGCCAGUUCUCUUCUUCCUUUUCUUCUUCUUCAACGAUCGCCGUGAUUUCCUUUCUCUCUCGCGUCUGCCAUUUUUUCUGAUUUCUCGCUCUUUUCCGCCGUUCUCCCUGACUUUUCUCUCUCCGCGUUGUUGCCCGACACAGACGUUCUCAACCGCGCCUACGGUGUGAAAACAGAAGACACCUCGAUGUUUCCUGUCCGAAAAAACCGUUGGUUUUCUUUCACCCUCUUCGUUCUGCCUUCCCGUCUUCAUAGGGAACCGUCGCCGAGUCUGUCGUCCUAGAAUGCGCCGUGUUUUUUUCUCAAGGGAGUUCGGCGAAACCGCAUGCAUUCGGCGGUGGACCCGGGUGGCUGGUCGUCGCACUCAAGUCCGAGGGGAAAUUCAAGUUUGAACGUUUUCCUCGCCGGACGCUGCCUCUUUCCUUCGCUCUUUGACCUUUUCUCGUCUUCUUCAUGCGCGGACCUUCUGCGUUUCGUCUGCUUCCGCUCCUCUUGCUGUUGACGCGUCCCGCCUCUUCCGUCGCCGCUGCCCUCCUCGUUCGAAAGACAGGAACGAACGCCUUCCCCUCUUUGUCGUUGUCGCCGCCAGCUCCCGCCCCCGACGUCUGCACUCGCGAGUCGAGGUCUUCGCCGCGAUCGAAUGUCGCGCCUUCCUUUCUCCCCAGUCUUCCUCUUCGUGUGCCUGGACGGAGAAGCAUCGCUAUUCGAGGCGAACGAGGGGGCGACGAGCGACGCAGCCUGAGAAGAUUCGCAGCGAAGUCCACCUUUUCUCCACUCUUUUCUGCCUCUAGUCCGUCUUCGUCGUUCUCCUCUUCUUUGCGAUCCUUUCUCACCGAGUUACCUCUCCUCGGAGACCGGUCCUCAUCCUCCUCGUCGCUGCCUGCAAAAUCUAGCCUCUCUGCAGCUCCUCCUUCCGAAGCAGUUCAGGGUGCGGCAUCGGAAGGAGAGGACAGGACAUCGACAGCGGAGGAACUGGCUCCGACAGACGAAGAAGGAAGUCUCCAACGAGCGAAGGCGUCGACGACAACGACAGAGGAUCGACCGGAGCGAGAGGAAGAAGCCGACACUCAGGACGAGGAAGGCACACUGACGGAGCAAGCCGACAACGGAAAAAGACAAGGAAGGACAGGAGUACAGGAGUGGAAGGAGAAAGAACGAGGCGGGGAGGAGACCGUAGAACUCCGGUCUGAACAGGGCGGAGACGAAGAGACUCCGACGGAACGUUUGAGGAUUCCUGAGGCGCGGACCCCCACAAGAGUACGGAACGGCCGACGGAGACAAGACGACUCAAUCUCACCGACGAGGGAAGGCUUGAACGUCUUUGAAGCUGCGGCAAUGGAUCCUGGAAAGGAAGCAGACGAAGUGGAGAAGAAGAAGGAGGAGGAAGCAACAGCUCGAGCACUGGCGAACUUCGAUCCAGAGAAAAUUGGAGAAGACUUGACUCUCACCUUUCUUCGGGUGCCAGAGCGACAAGUCAACGACGCUCUGAAGAGAGUGAAAAAAUUUCUUUUUCAUCGCCGCAACUUCAAGUCGGUUCGUGAUGAAGACACCUCGACGGCCUCUGCCUUCGACAACGCUAUGCUCGCAGAUGCUGUGGCGCUGAGCGAGACAGCUGCGCAGGCCGAACAGACGUCUCCUCGCGAGGAAGGCGAGAAGGCGCAUGCGACUGGCGAAGCGGUGCAAAGCGGGGGAGACGCUCCGGCAGCCGACACAGAGGAAGCGCGGAAGGAGGCGAAGACUCAGGUUGCAAAAUGGAAGCGCAUUCUUCUCUCUGAGGAAGUCCAAGAAGACCUUCGGCAACUGCCGAGCAGCGUGCGCGAGUGGCUGUCGACACAAAACUUUACGGUUGGACGCGAGACAGUGCAUCUCUCCUACAAGCAUUUGACCGCAGAGGAAGCCAUGAAAAAGCUCGUCCCUGCGGAUCUGGACAUGCCUCGACGCUACGAGACGGUCGGGCACAUUGCACACUUGAAUCUUCGUGAGCACCUUCUUCCCUACAGAUUUCUCAUUGCUCGUCUUCUCCUCGAUAAGCAGCUGGGACUCGCGACGGUGGUAAACAAGACUGGAAUUGCGUCUCAGUGGCGAGAGCUGCAGUUCGAGCAUCUAGGCGGAGAACCGCGGUUUGUCGCUCGGCUGAAGGAGAACGACAUGCACUUUGAAAUUGACUACGAACGGGUCUACUGGAACUCCAGGCUGGCAGCGGAGCGCGAAAAAAUCACAGCGGAAGUUCCUCGGUCGUCGAUUGUCUUGGACUGCUUCGCUGGAGUCGGAGCCUUUUCCCUCUUCCUCGCGCAGAGACGCAGCUGUCUCGUGCUUGCGAACGACUUCAAUCCCAAUGCAGUGCUCUGCAUGAAGAAGAACAGAUCUCUCAACAAGGUUUCCAGUGAGUGUCUGCGCCUGUUCAACUUGGACGCGCGCGCCUUCGUCCGCAGAGUCGCAGGCUCCCCCGAGAAGCUCGCAAGACUGGUGUGGCUGCGCAGAGACCUAGUUAAAAACUGCAUGCAGGCGUCUGCUGGAGCUCUGACGCGAAGCGAGGAGAAGCAGAAACGCGGAGAAAAAGAGACGAACGGCGAGGGAGCCAGCUCAGCGAAGAAGCGAAGAACAACUCCCGAAGCGGAGGCGAACUGCCGGGCGACAAAGGGCGCCGAAGCGGCCGGGGAGGUCGAAGGCGACUCUGCUCACGCGGAGAAAAGGGAGGAAAGCCUCGUCAACGAAAAGACGCAAAUCGAAUGCCAUUAUCUCAUGAACCUUCCCGAACUGGCCAUCGACUUCCUAGAUGUUUUUGCAGGUCUCUUGACGGGGAGCGGCUCUUCUUCAGAAGGGAAGAGAGAGAAAGGUGGAGAGAGUGAGGCAGGUGAAGGCGAACAAGGAGAGCCUUUCAUGUGCAGUGAUGCCUCGGCGCCCACAGAAGAAGAAAUAAGGCAGAUUGAAGGUCUUCGUCACCGCAUUCACUGCUAUGCCUUCUCUCGCUCCUCCCCUCCUGAAAUCGAACUGAGGCCACGGGUGGAGAAGUCUCUCGGCUUUUGGCCUGAAGACGUCGCUGUGCGCGAAGUGCGCGACGUAGCUCCGAACAAACGAAUGUUUUGCCUUUCUUUCGACAUUCCUUUCAGUUUCCUCUCCACGUCCCCGCCUUCCUGAAAAGAUGUUUCUCUUGGCUUUCUUCGAGAAAAAACUCCCCUGCGUCGCCUCUCCUUUCUUCUCUCGCCUUCUCUCUUCUUCCCUCUUCCAGCUCAUGUCUUUUUUCUGUGUGUGGUAGUCCUUUCUUUUCCUUCCUUCGUAUGGCCGCGCUGUGUUCCGUUUUCUCGACUGCUGCAUUUGCUCGUCUUUUUCCUCCACGGUCAGCGCUGGCGACUGCCUGUCUUGUCGCAGAACGAACUGCAGCCUGACGUUCAUGAGUCUGUGCAUGCGACGCCGAGUUUUCUUCUCUUCGGUUUUGCUGUGCGUACGAACAAAACGAAAGGAUGCUCUAACAAGACUCUUUUCUUCGACAACUGAGAAACUGUUCGUUCUUCC